Messenger RNA from Mycena citricolor, 3922 nucleotides. Lineage: Eukaryota; Fungi; Basidiomycota; Agaricomycetes; Agaricales; Mycenaceae. The record is from the annotation of a GenBank genome assembly.
CUCUUCCUUCUCAUCCCCGAUUUGUCGGCCUUUAUUCGUUCGUUGGGCGGGGGUUGAGAGACACUUGAAGUGUCGUUAGCGCGGACUUUUUACGAAAUCCCUUCGAGACGACGGUAACGGUCACAGUCACAGCCCUUCGCUUGCUGUACCACAGACCGUUCUGCUCCAACUUUUAUAUGCAAUCCGGUAGCCCAAAGCUUGGACCAGGUGUCCUCCUUUCUUGACCGAUAUUCUUGCCAUGAACAGAUCCAACCGACCCGUGGACAUCCGUGACGAAAGUGGUUACGUUGCGCAACGCUUGCCUCAGAAACUUGCUCAGAACGCUUAUCCGAACUCCCUCCCAUCUGGACCGUCCUCCCAGUUGCGCUCGGGCCCACAACGACGGCCCACAGUCCAGGACAGUCAACCAGUCCCACCGGCCCUACGCGCAGGACCUGCCCAACAGCCUUACCGACAAGGCCAGCACCAGCAGUCACUGCCGGAAGACCCCCGUCGACCCAUGCAACGCGAACUCUCUCGUUCGCAGGAGCGGGAACCGCUUCAGCGCCAAACCUCUCAGUCAGACCAGCCGCCAUUCCCCACUCCCCAGCUGCAGCGGACACCUUCGCAACCGGAGCGAGAAUACCCCCCAGCAUACCCGCCGAAUGAUCCGUACUUCCCGCCUGCUCCAGCAUUUGCACGAGGACCGGACGACCAGCUUGACAAAAGCGACGAGUUUUGGAAGCGGUUUAAUAAUAGUGUUCUCCAUCAGCAAGGGCAUGACGCAGAAAAGAGCUCGUGGCUCGAGAGAAAUGAGGGCAAGUCCUCACGGUAUGGGCGCUGGCUGUGGCUUGUCGGGCUCAUUAUUGUCUUGCUCGCAGCCGGUGGUAUCGCCAUUGGCGUCUUCAUUUCGUUCCACAGCAACUCGAAUUCAAAGCGUCCGGACACCUUCGGCGGCUCGGCCAACAUCACCGGGGCCGCGGCUGGCGUGGCUACUACAGGCGUGCCUGCGCCACUGCUGGCAACAGCGCACCGACAGCAACCACACUACACAUACUCAAUGGCUCCUCCGCUCGCUGGUAGACCGCCUUUUGCCACUGAUGAACCUGACAGUAUCUACCAAACCACCCCGCAACCACGUCUGCGCCCUCAGCAGCAAGGCAACCAGUCGUCUGCUCACAAUGCAUAUGACAACCACCUUGCUCCUGGAGAGGGUGGUGGAAACCGUAACAGUGGUGUUGGUGCUGUGGGCAUGGGCUUCAUGAAUGGCAAUAUGGACGAUGACUCAGACGAUGAAGAAGGUCCCACAAUGCGCGGCCCUUCCGCACCUUCACCCCGUCGCGCACUGCGGCCCUGGCUGCUGCUGUCGGUGUCUCUCCUGCCAAGGGGCCCGAGCGCUUGAGACCCCGCCGCCGCAGUACAACAACCCUGGCAACAUGCGCUCUCCGUCGCCCAAGAAACAACCCAAAUGCCGUCCCCUCAAGCUCGUUCGCCGCCGGCGAUUGCUGCACCACGCCCUGGAUAUGCCAAUGCGGUCCCUGCCCUGAGCCAAACACUCACCCGACCGUCACCAGCUGCUGUGUCUGCUCCCCCUAGCCGUAUCGAGGGCCUUCGUAUCGUUCCGCCUUCGCCGGGGUCUGGCGUCCCUCUUUUCGUUGCGCCUCCGUCUCCCUAUGGUUCUCCGUCGCCCUCCUCCACGCCGCACCCUCUCGAGGCCCCUGUAACGCCCAUCACGCCUAUUUUCGCACGCCCUCAGAGGACAGCUACUCAGUCUUCUGAUGCCAGUGGAGUGACGUUUGACGACAGCAAGAACUUAAUCAUGCGUGGUGACAAGGAAGAGACACUUCUUGCGAGGGCCCGGCCUGGUGCCAGAGCCGGGCACGGCGACCAGUUCUGGCGUCGGUUCAGUAUGGUAGCCAAGGAUCCCAAGGAGAAGCGCCCCUCAGACUGGCUGAGUCAGUCGCAAGGCGACACCAGUCGUCAACGAAGCUGGAUCUGGAUUGUUGGCGUCAUUCUGCUCAUUUGUGCGGCCGGCGGUAUCGGUAUCGGCAUGUACGUCUCGCACAAAUCGGCCGGAAACUACCGCCCGACUGCCAUCGGCGGUAGUGCCAACGAGGUCGACAAUGGUACGACGACGGCUGUUGCUCCUGCUGCUACCGGCGUUGGUGGUGCGAUCGCGACGAAGAGUGGUCUGCACGUGACACCGACGAACACUGUGGCCCGUCGUGCCAAACGAGGCCACUCAACACGUCUAGCUCUGGAUGUAAACUUGUAGACGGCGGCAACUGUUAUUUAUUAAACUCCAUCAGCAUCAGCAUCUCAUCCCGCAUGCGCACUCAUACUAUUCGCUAUUGGGAAGGCGUUACUUCGUCAGCCCGUCCGCUCUUUACCCUGGAUACCCAGACACUAGAUCCAUGUCCAACACAUCUCCGCAUUGGCUUCUUCAUCUACACCGCUUUUGCUUGCAUCCAGUCGCAAUGAUAAUUGCUCGUGGAUAGGCAAGUCGACAGCUGCGUCCACAUGCCUCGUUUUCCACCGAUGGACUGCGUCUUAUGUAAAUGUGCACAUCCAUCAUCUGUUCUGCUCUGUUCUGUACAUCAAUCUGUCCUCCCAUGUCGAUCUCAUUUCUGUCAGCGGAAUGCGUCCUCACACUCCAACAAUCCGCGCCGCAUUGCUAGAUCUCGACCCAUGAUCGUGCUGCAUCUACGCCAUCCUCGUUUUUUUCCUUAUCGCAAUUCAAACGCCGCAGCUGUCAAGCUCCCCAGGCUGGAUUUGUUGAAGCACGCGGGUGCUCCGAUCCUAACACAUUGGGAGAUAUAAAAAGCCGGUCAUGGAUCUUGAAGCGCGCGUGGUCCCUAUCCGCCCCUCCGCGAUGUCCACACAUUCCUACGAAGACAAGGAGAAGUCCGCGGGCGUCCACACUGUCAGCACCGAGGAAGCUGAGGUGUCCCCCGACGAUGUCCUCGUCAGGCGCUUCGGCUUCAUGGGUCCGGCGCUCAGGAAACUGUUCGCGAGCGGUGUCGAGGCGCGGGGUGUCGAGCGGGUGCCGGAGCACGAGCGGGAGGAGAAAAAUAUGUGGAACAACUUGCUUAUGUGGUGGUCGGUCAACACCGUGUUGACGACGCUUCCCAUCGGCAUGCUCGCGCAGGAGUUUUUCACGCUUAGCUUCGCGAACGCCGUCGCCACGAUCAUCUGUUUCGCAGCACUGGGCGCAACGACGACUGCUUUCAUCGCUACGCUUGGACCCAAAACGGGAUUGCGGACCAUGAUUAUCACGCGCUUUAGUUCUGGCUAUGUCGGCGGCGCGAUCUACUCCAUCCUGAACAUCCUGACACAGUUGGGCUUCUCGGUCACUGCCGUCAUCCUUGGUGGACAGACAUUAGCGUCGAUUAAUCCGGGAACUCUUCCCCUCGUAGUCGGUGUGAUCAUCGUCGGUAUCGGCAGCCUGAUCCCCUGCUUUAUCGGCUACAAUAUGGUUCACCAUUACGAACGCUACGCUUGGAUGGUUCUGUUCAUCGUCAUGCUAUUCCUGCUAGGACUGGGCGGACACGCUGGGUAUGACAUCCAUGCACAAAAGGCGUCUGAAGAUACCGGCAAAGCCCUAUCUUCGGAUAUCCUCAGUCUGGGCGGUGUUGUCUUCGGCUCGGUCUCUGGGUGGGCACCUGUUGCCGCAGACUACAACGUCCGACUUCCCGCCAAUACUCCAUCGGUCAAGAUCUUCCUUCUGACCUUCUUCGGCCUGUUCAUUCCCAUUUGCUUUUGUGAAAUUCUCGGCGCCCUCCUGAUGACGAUCACAAAAGAGGCGUAUGUGACUGCAUAUGCGGAUGGCGGGGCCGGUGGCCUGCUUGGCCAGAUCUUGUCCCCGUGGAAAGGCGGGGGCAAGUUUGUCCUCUUCCUUCUUGCGUUUUCUGUCAUCGCCAACAACGUGCCAAACACAUACUCG